CACUUGUCACAUGGUUCUAAAACUUUUGACGAUGGCGCGGAAUCUGUGAGGCUCACGCAUCUGGAAAACUUCCCUUCUGUUAAUAGUUGUAUUUAUUUAUUUCACUGGUUAUAUUAUAAGUCAUCAUGAGUGUGCUUGAAGUGAAGUUCGUGGGAGAUGAGGAGGUCCUGGAACACAUCGUUGACAUCAAAGAGGCCGGACGUGCUACCGAUGCACCGGUCCAGAAGAUGGUGACGUUUAAGAAAUCAGCAGGCAGACGGGCCAGAGUGGAUGAGGAUGGUGACGACAGUGAAGAAGAUGAGGUCCUGAACGAGCAGAAAUAUGUCCAGGCGCUCGGAACAGAGAGUGCAAUAGCAGACAACGAGGAGCCGGGGUCUGUGGUGGCGGGGGCCGCCGUCUUCAGCUUCCAGAAGUACAAGCGCUCCCAGGGCCUGGCCGAACGAGCGAGUGAAUUGGCACGCACCCCGGGGAAGAGUGUGACCUUCAGUGGGCCUUCCGACACCGAGCCAUCGACCCCUGUACGCUCAGGACGCAGUUCAAAGAUUGAGAACGGGACCCCCCAGAAGGGCAGGAAGGUGAAGUUUGUCUCCACCACCCCCCACAGGCUCCGGAAAAGACUAACGGCGCCCAGCAUGCGGUCGGACAGCGACAGCGAGCUGUCUCCCUCUGACAGCGAGGAGGGAGAGGGGGAGAAGAGUGAGGAGGAGGAGAAGGAGACGGUCAAGCAGACCCCCCGCACGCCCAGCAAGGCCAAGCAGUCGGCCGCCCUCUACAAGACCCCCGCCAAGAAGACCCGGACCCUUCCGGAAGCCUCCACAGACCAGCCCAGUCUGAUCGAGGAGUAUUUCGAAGCGCACAGCAGCACCAAGGUCGUCACAUCAGACCGGACCCUCCAGCGCCUGCAGACCCCCAAACUCGACCGGGAGACUCUGUUUCGCCUGCUGGGGGACACUCCCUCCUGUUAUGCCUCAGAGAUCCAAGAGAUCCACAGCAAACACCAGAAGCACUUCAGCAAGUGGAUGCUGCAGCUACAGCUGGGCUUCAGUGUGGUGGUCUACGGUCUGGGCAGCAAGAAGGCGCUGUUGGAGGACUUCCGUCUGUCCCAGCUGUCCCAAGAGCUUCACCUGGUGGUCAACGGAUUCUUCCCCUCCAUCACGCUGAAAUCCAUCUUAAAUGCUGUGACAUCAGAGGCCCUCGACCACCAGGGAACGUUCCGGAAUCCCUCGGAUCAAAUCGAUUACAUCAGCCAGACCCUGAAAGACAGCCCUGAUCUCCACAUAUACCUGCUGAUCCACAACAUCGACGGCUCCAUGCUCCGAGGAGAGAAGACCCAGAGUGCUUUGGGGCACCUGGCGUCCCUUCCCAACAUGCACCUGGUGGCGUCCAUUGACCACAUCAACGCCCCACUGGUGUGGGACCAGUGCAAACAGAGCCAGUUCAACUGGCUGUGGUGGGAGUGUGUGACGUACCAACGGUACGUGGAGGAGACGUCGUACGAGAACUCCCUGCUAGUGCAGCAGACGGGCGCCCUGGCCCUCUCCUCUCUCACGCACGUCCUGCGCAGCUUGACCUCCAACGCCAGGGGGAUUUUCAAACUUCUGGUGGAAUUUCAGUUGGAGAACAGAGACAACCCCUCAUAUAUCGGCUUAUCCUUCCAAGAUUUCUACCAGCGCUGUCGUGAGGCGUUCCUGGUGAACUCUGACCUCACCCUGAGAACCCAGCUGACUGAAUUCAGAGACCACAAACUGAUCCGGACCCGCAAGGGUGCUGAUGGAGUUGAAUACCUGAAUGUUCCCGUGGAUACCAGCACCUUGUUGGACUUCCUUGAGAAAGAGGAGGGUGACUGAUGACCUCAUCUUGUCCCUUGCUUCAUAUUAGAAAAAACGUUGCCUGUAUACACUGCCUGUUACAAAUCAGUGACGCGCACAUUGUGAGUGUCCGCACAGAUCUAUGAUGGAUUGUUAUUAGUGGCUAAUGGAAUCAUCCGUUAACAAUGUACCCUUUGAAACGGUGGAAAUGUUUAUAUUUAUUCAAAACUCUUGUAGCACUGUAAUCCACAUGGUUUUACUGUUUGGUAAAGAAAAAAAAACAUGGUCUGAUAAAGCAUUUGUAUGUAAAACACGA
Messenger RNA from Gadus morhua (Atlantic cod), 2124 nucleotides. RefSeq names its product origin recognition complex, subunit 2 (gene orc2). Gene Ontology annotation, biological process: DNA replication. The record is from RefSeq and is a predicted model, not a curated record. Lineage: Eukaryota; Metazoa; Chordata; Actinopteri; Gadiformes; Gadidae. The transcript is spliced from 17 exons. Gene Ontology annotation, cellular component: nuclear origin of replication recognition complex; nucleus. The coding region runs from base 126 to 1847 and encodes 573 amino acids. Gene Ontology annotation, molecular function: DNA replication origin binding.